UAUUUGCGAUGCCAUUGAACAAACCAAUAUGGUCAUUCCGGUUCCGUCAUUUUUCUGAACUCUGGUCAUCGUUUCACAAAGUACAACUACUGUAGAAACGGACUCUACCAGAGUACCCCACGAAUGUUACCACUUUUGUAACUAUUUAUGUUUUCAAGAUCUGCUAGUGAGAUCACGAAUAUUUCAGUAUGUAGCUCGGCUAUAGACGGAAACACAGCUCAUCUCAGCAAACGAACAAACGAACAAACCAACCGAUUAAACCAAAACCACAAGAUCAUCUUCUUUCUGAGCUUUCAUUCUUACCAAGUCAUGCUUUGGCCAAACUUCGAGCUGACAAUUCCGCUUCGGAUUCCGAUAUUUCCACCAGUGCCAGAACAGAGUCCGUACCAUUCUGGAAGCGAUUCUAUGGCAAGAGAACUACACCACGAGCUCAGAAUCGCACUGUAAGGCACUAAAAGCGGGGGACACGUAAAGGAUCCGUACCGCAAAGUCAGUCCGGUACAGCCUCCUGCGCCAGAGCUACCUCUGCUCUCUUUCUCUUGACUUUAGCGUCCAUUCACGGCCAACGGUCCCAGGGCUGUAGUUGCCAUAGUUAAGGUGAAACUGGAGUAUAUGGAUGCAAUGUAUGCAGUACCCCCAGUCUCGCGUUCUCCUUCCGGAUUAUUGGCUUAGGUCGGAUUCUGUGCUGCUAAGUUCAAGCAAACGCGAUCUCGCGGUCAGCUGCUGAAUCUGGCCGCCACCCACGGUUAUCAGAUUCCAUCCGUCAUCAAGAGAGAACACUAUAUAAGCAGCUCAAAUCCCACUUCACACCCAUUUGGUGAUUCUGACUUCUGACAGAGAUCAACUGAAAUAUACACGUUCCACAAGUAGAGCAAAGAAAGCUACUUUACCACUUAAAAUUACUACAUAUUCAUACAAAAUGACUGAAAUCCAAUACAAGUUCCACCCUAACAAGAAGGCCACCAUCAUCACGGCUCCAUUUUCCGGGGGCCAACCCAAGGGAGGAGUCGAGUUAGGCCCAGAAUACAUCUUGAACGCCGGAUUUGAGAAACAAGCCCAAGCCCUCGGAUGGGAGACUGCUGUGGUCCAUCCCUUGGCAAACACCGACUACGAAUCGAAGAAGACCGACGACAAGGACUCGUAUGGAAUCAAGAACACCAGCAUUGUGUCGCAAUGCUGCGAAAAGAUUCACACUGCUGUGAAAUCCGCUUUGGAUUCCGACAGCUUGCCUAUCACAGUCGGAGGAGACCAUUCCAUCGGUAUGGCCACUGUCUCGGCUGCUCUUGAACACAACCCUGACGCAUGUGUGCUUUGGAUUGACGCCCAUGCUGACAUCAACACUCCAAAGACAACUGAUUCCGGAAACUUGCACGGCUGUCCAAUCUCAUUUGUAAUGGGUAUCGACAGAGAGUCGUUUCCUCCCGAAUUCAGCUGGGUUCCUGAAAACUUGAAGCCUAACAAAAUUGCUUACAUUGGAUUAAGAGACGUCGACGAAGGAGAAAAGGCUAUCUUGAAGAAAUACAACAUCCCAGCAUUCUCCAUGUACCACGUCGACAAGUACGGAAUUGGAAAAGUAGUAGACAUGGCUCUUGAUGCCGUCAACCCUGACAGAAAGAACCCAAUUCACUUGUCGUACGACGUAGAUGCCAUCGACCCUUCGUUUGUUCCUGCCACAGGAACCAGAGUCGAAGGUGGGUUGUCGUUGAGAGAAGGUUUGUUCAUUGCUGAAGAUGUAGCCCAAACCGGUUUGUUGGCUUCUAUCGAUAUCGUGGAGACUAACCCGUUAUUGGCUGAGACUGAAGAACACGUCUUGGACACAGUGAGUGCAGCUUGUGCCAUCGGUAGAUGUGCCUUGGGUCAAACUCUUUUGUAGAUCAAAGGCAUUGGUUUAAAAUUACAGGUAAAUAGAUUACGAUUGCUUUAAGAUAUCAAUUGAUAUCGGGGAUUGCAAAGGUCAAAAGCGAAAACUAUGCAUGCGUGAUAGUAUUAAUUCAAAUAUUAUUAACU
This is a messenger RNA of Scheffersomyces stipitis CBS 6054, 2007 nucleotides long. RefSeq names its product arginase (gene CAR1). NCBI's taxonomy places the organism in Eukaryota, Fungi, Ascomycota, Pichiomycetes, Serinales, Debaryomycetaceae. Gene Ontology annotation, molecular function: arginase activity; manganese ion binding. The coding region runs from base 920 to 1873 and encodes 317 amino acids. The transcript is spliced from 2 exons. Gene Ontology annotation, cellular component: cytoplasm; cytosol; nucleus. The record is from RefSeq and is a predicted model, not a curated record.